CUUUGUUCAUUAGGUGAUUGGGACUGAAGCUAGGGCAUUGUACAAUGCUGGGCAAGCAACAGGGAUGACAUUUUGGGCACCAAACAUUAACAUUUUCAGGGACCCAAGGUGGGGGAGAGGGCAGGAGACACCUGGCGAAGACCCAUUGGUGGUAGGCAAAUACGCCGUGUCGUAUGUGAGAGGCGUUCAAGGCGAUUCUUUUGAAGGAGGGAAGCUCAAGGUCGGUGGUCGUCUUCAAGCUUCUGCUUGCUGCAAGCAUUUCACAGCUUAUGAUUUGGACAACUGGAAAAGCGUCACGCGUUUUGGCUUCGAUGCUCGUGUGAGUGAGCAAGACCUAGCAGACACGUAUCAGCCUCCAUUCAAGAGCUGCGUGCAGCAAGGCCAAGCCAGUGGCAUAAUGUGUGCUUAUAAUCGUGUCAAUGGGGUUCCAAGCUGCGCAGAUUACAAUCUCCUAACCAAGGUUGCUAGAGGCCAAUGGGAUUUUCAUGGGUACAUCACGUCGGACUGCGAUGCGGUGUCCAUCAUUCGCGAUGUGCAAGGGUACGCUAAAACGCCCGAAGAUGCAGUCGGUGAUGUGCUCAAAGCAGGUAAUGUGGGGCCCUCCCUCGUCUUUUUCUAAUUUGUUUAUUUUCCC
Molecule: messenger RNA, 634 nt
Organism: Prunus avium (sweet cherry)
Lineage: Eukaryota; Viridiplantae; Streptophyta; Magnoliopsida; Rosales; Rosaceae
Source: RefSeq, a predicted model, not a curated record